Lymnaea stagnalis (great pond snail) is the source of this 1094-nucleotide messenger RNA. The record is from the annotation of a GenBank genome assembly. NCBI's taxonomy places the organism in Eukaryota, Metazoa, Mollusca, Gastropoda, Lymnaeidae.
AUCUUUACAUCGAAACGCAGGGCGCAUAUUGCGUUCCGUCUGAACAAGGCGGUUUGAAAAUCUAUUCUUCAACGCAAGGUCCGACGGCGGUUCAACGCGCCGUUUCGCGUGUCACGGCGAUUCCGAUGCACCAGAUCGAAGUUGAUGUCACGCGUCUCGGCGGCGGUUUCGGCGGCAAGGAAGAUCAGGCAAACGCUUGGGCGGCACUGUGCGCGGUCGGCACGCAAAUCACGAAAAAGCCUGUAAAAUACGCGCUUCACCGGAUGGAAGAUAUGCGCAUGACGGGCAAACGUCAUCCUUAUUCGGCGGAUUACAAAAUCGGGCUGGAUAAGGAUUUAAAGAUCGUCGCCUAUCAAGCGACUUUCUAUCAAAACGCGGGCGCGGCUUGCGAUUUGUCGUUACCUGUUUUGGAACGUACACUUUUUCAUUGCACGAAUUCAUAUUUUAUCCCGAAUGUUUCGGCGACCGCGUAUUCCUGCAAAACGAAUCUGCCGCCGAACACGGCGUUUCGCGGUUUCGGCGGACCGCAGGGAAUGUUCGUCAUCGAAUCGGCAAUUGCACACGCAGCGGAAAAAUUGAAUGUUUCGCGUGAAGAAAUCCAAAGGAAAAAUCUUAUUAAAAACGGCGACGAAUUCCCUUACGGGCAAAUCGCCGAAUCGGAAGCCGAAACGUCGUGGACGCAAGCCGAUGAAAAAUACGAUUUUGAAAAAUUGAAACGCGAAACGGAUGAAUUCAAUAAAGAAAACAAAUUAAUCAAAAAAGGCGUUGCGCUGAUGCCGAUCUGUUUCGGGAUUUCAUUUACCAAAACGCCGAUGAAUCAGGCGCGUUCGCUCGUUCAUAUUUAUACGGAUGGCUCGGUCGCAGUUUCGACGGGCGCGGUCGAGAUGGGACAAGGCGUAAACACGAAAAUCGCGCAGGUCGCCGCAAAAGUUUUUUCCCAACCGAUCGAACGCAUUAAAGUUCACACAACCAAUACUUUGCGAAUCGCCAACACUUCGCCGACAGCGGCUUCCGCCGCCGCCGAUCUGAACGGUCGCGCAACGCAGAUGGCUUGCGAAACGAUCUUGGAAAGACUGAAAACCGUCGCCGAAGAA